Dujonia railenensis is the source of this 2151-nucleotide messenger RNA. NCBI's taxonomy places the organism in Eukaryota, Fungi, Ascomycota, Pichiomycetes, Serinales, Debaryomycetaceae. The record is from the annotation of a GenBank genome assembly.
AUGAUAAGAUCAUUGCGACCUUAUACUAGCCCAAGGAAAUAUACGCUAUUUUCUUGUGGUAGCCAUAGUUGGCUCAGACUUCAAAGCACUGCUGCUGGACGCACACGGAAGCUUAAAGCUAACAGCGGUAUAACGGUGGAAAGUUUCAAAGCUGUCAUUAGCCCAUUGCUUAAACCACUUUUCGAUGAGCUCAAAUUUCCAAAAUCAUUAUCUGGGACUCCCAACCAGAUUGAACGUGAAAUUGUAAAAAAUUUUGAAAGCUGCAUAGAUUUUCAUGUUACCAAUUAUGUCAAACAAAACUCGUUAGGUUCUCAGCAUGAACUACCCAUAGAAUCGUAUAUAAACCCUAAGAUCAGUGAAAUAGCUCGAAUAGUAGUUAACCUUCGCACGAAUCCACCGCCUGGCUUGACCAAACUUUUCAAUGUGAGAACUAAGGCCGAAGUUCUAAGUAAAAUUCUCUUGAAAUUGUUGGAGAAGGAGAAACUAAAGUAUGCCGUCACAGAAGUAAACUUUCCUCAAAAGAACAUAGACUUAUCUAAUCCUGCUGAAUGGUACCCCGAGGCCAGAAAAAUGAAGAGGAAAUUGAUCUUCCAUGUAGGUCCGACUAACAGUGGUAAAACGUACAAUGCUUUAAAGCUUUUGGAAAAUGCUAAGCUGGGUUACUAUGCGGGCCCCUUGAGAUUGCUUGCGAGAGAGGUGUAUGAGACUUACCACAAGAAGGGCAUUCGGUGUAAUCUUAUUACUGGGGAAGAGAUAAUUCCAGAUAUUGAUGGAUACGGUAACGUUGCCCCCAUUUCUUCAGGGACCAUUGAAAUGGUGCCUACCAAUAGGAAAAUGGAUAUCUGUAUUAUAGAUGAGAUACAGAUGAUCUCUGAUAAACAAAGAGGUGAAGCAUGGACGGCAGCCCUCUUGGGAGUUCAAGCCAAAGAAAUUCAUUUAUGUGGUGAAGAACUGGCGAUUCCACUUAUACAAGAAAUUUCUAAAAUUACCGGUGAUGAAGUUAGCAUCAACACUUAUGAGAGAUUAGGAAAGUUACUUGUAGAACAAAAACCAAUAAGUGAAAAUGAAAACAAUAAUUUUAAAGAUCUUAAGAAAGGAGACUGUAUUGUUGCAUUUUCGAAGUUGAAGAUUUUGCAAUUCAAGAGAAAUAUCGAAAAUAAUUCUCACUGGAGAGUUGGAAUCAUUUACGGUGCUUUACCGCCAGAAGUAAGAUCAGAUGAGGCAAAUAAAUUCAACAAGGGAGAAUAUGAUAUAUUGGUAGCAUCAGAUGCAAUUGGAAUGGGACUUAAUCUCAAAAUCAAUAGAAUAAUUUUUGCAGAUUCCACAAAAUUUGAUGGUAAUAAGGUUACGCCAUUGACUGUUUCCCAAGUUAAGCAGAUUGCAGGCAGAGCUGGACGAUACCAAGCUGAUGGAGAGCUGACUGGAUAUGUAAAUGCAAUUGGGCUGAAGAACUUAAAGGUUAUUGGAGCGCAAAUGAAAAAACCACUAACGCUGUUGACCAAAGCCUUUAUCUGGCCAACUCCACAGAUAUUAUUUAAAUAUAUUACAUCAUUCCAAAAAGGGAGUACGAUACUUGAUGUUAUUAGGCAUUUCGAAGAUGAGUUUACUGCAGCAGGAAUGAAUUCAUCUGCUCGUAACUCUAGCUCACUUUACAGAGUUACCGACAUUUAUUCCAGGAAGAUGAUCUUGAAGGUUUUCCUCAAGAAACACAUUAAUGGUAGACUCACUAUUGAAGAUCUGCUUAGGCUAAGUAUUGCCCCAGUUAAUUUAAACCGAGCAAGUGAAUUCACAGAAGAUAAAGUAUUCACUUAUUUUAAGAAUAUUGGACUGGCCAUCAGUAAAGAUAUUAUUAAAAUGAAGGUGAAUGACAUGAAUAUAUUAAAGAAGGAGCCAUCCAGGUUCAUGAGGUACGAACAUGCCAUUAGGACUGUGGGCAGAUUGGAAGAAAUGCAUAAGUUGACACUAUUAUUUCUUUGGUUAAGUCAAAGAUGGCCCACUUUAUUCGUAGACAAGGAAGCUGCCAUUGACUGCAAGUCACUCAUUGAAAAGAGAAUAACAGAAGAAUUGGAAAACUUAAAGAGAGUGAAGGUCCUAAGACAGCAUAAGAAACCAAAUAAGCACCAUGCCCAAGAUUCAAGAUCUUUAUAUUAA